Molecule: messenger RNA, 2208 nt
Organism: Talaromyces atroroseus
Lineage: Eukaryota; Fungi; Ascomycota; Eurotiomycetes; Eurotiales; Trichocomaceae
Exons: 1
Coding region: 1-2208 (735 amino acids)
Source: RefSeq, a predicted model, not a curated record
AUGGCCCCCUCCGACGAUAUCCGGGUCGGAGACCAGGUAAACGUCCCCGGGGGCAUGUAUGGAACCGUUCGAUUCGUGGGAACCGUGAAUGGCAAGCCGGGCCGUUUUGCAGGAAUCGAGCUGGCUGCUGAACAUGCCGCCAGGGGGAAGAACAACGGAGACGUCGACGGGCGAAACUAUUUUACAACGUCCAUUCCCGGUGCUGGCAUCUUUGUGCCCAUAAAUAACUCGAAAUAUGUCACCAGAAGAAAUGUUGUCACGCCUCCCACUCCAUCACGGCCGUCGCUUGCAACCAACUUUAGCAAGUCAGUUGGUCCGGCGUCAGUGGCACGACCACGAGUCCGUCGCCCAUCCUUGCCUCGACCUGAGUCGCCGCGAAGUGCACCGUCUACAAAACUCAACUUUGGUGCCUUGCGGAGUCCCUCUACUACGGUUUCGAAGCCUAUGUCGGCCGGUUCUUUAGGCCCUGGUGGUUCUAACGGCUAUCCUCGCAGUCCUCUGAAACCGCCUUCAAGAUUGUCGGAUCGACCUCCUUCCCGAUUUAGCGUGGAAGACGAAAGCCUUCCUCCCCCCGUAUUUGCAAGGUCUACAUUUGGUAGACCGAGUAGUAGUGGUGUCGGAGUUGGUGGUGGUGGUGGCGGCGGCGGCGGUCCUGAAACACAUGAACUACAAGAAAAAAUUAGAAAGUUGGAACAGGAGCUGCAAGCCCGUGACAGGCAACUCGACGAUCAAGCAUCUGCUCUUCUAGAGCUACAGCAGAGCAUCACGGAACUGGAGGGGCAAGAUGGCGCCUCGAUGCGAACUCAACUACGUGAGAAGAACGAAAAAAUUGCGCAGUUGACAGCAGAGUUUGAUAGUCACCGCGCUGAUUUCCGCAGCACGCUAGACACCCUGGAGGUUGCCGCUACAGAGACAGAAAGAGUGUAUGAGAAACGUCUGGACGAGCUUAUGCAGCAGAACCGCGAAUUGCAAGAUCGUGGGGAAGACGUGGAGGCGGUAGCUCAACAAUUGAAACAGCUGGAAGACCUAGUUUCCGAGUUGGAGGAAGGUCUAGAAGAUGCCCGACGUGGCGAAGCAGAAGCACGAGGCGAGGUAGAGUUCUUGCGUGGAGAGGUAGAGCGAGCGCAAUUGGAAUUGCAGCAGGAGCGGGAGAAGUCGGCAGCUGCAUUGAAGGAAGCUGAGGCCCGUGGGAACAGCCGAGAACUGGAUCAAAAGGAUGACGAGAUUAGGGGUCUGAAGGCUAUAAUCCAUUCCCUCAGUCACGGCGACAUGAAUCCAGCCAUGUUCAGUCCCAAUGGGACUUCUCAUGGCGAAUCGAGCGCCCAGGACGCUGAAAGGAUUUCUCAGCUAGAAGAGCAAAUAAAGGAACUGCAAGGUGUUGUGGAGACUCGGUCAAGUCGCAUAGAGGAGUUGCAAAAGGAGCUCAGCCAGGAUAAUCAGAAUCGCAACUCCAUCGGGCGGAAUUCUUCAGGGCGCAACUCUGCAGGACGGAACUCGGUUGGAUGGCUGAACGGAGCAAGAAGCCGAAGUGGAACCGUCACGAUCGCUCCGCUCAGGCAGAUGAAAUCGUCUCACUCCGCUAGAGGAAGCCGCAGCAGCAUUAUAGUGAGCCAUGGGCACAGCUUGUCAGACAAGACUGUAGUGCCACCGGAUUGGCAUGAAGGAGCCAACAACGCGGAGCAUGGCCUUCUACCGAUGACUACCUAUCAAACACUGACCAGUCACCGGGAGGACAAUGAUGACUCUCAUGAUUCUGAUGUUCAGUCCUCUGAGGGCGGUUCUCUGUGGUGUGAGAUUUGUGAGACCAAGGGGCAUGACAUUCUUACUUGCACGACAUUCGGUGGUAGCGGUACGACUACAGACAACAAUACUACCACAACCCAACACUAUGAAGCAAAGGAGCAUGACUUUGAUGAACGCCUGCAGAACGAGGUGAAAGAGUCAGUAUCAGUGGAAACUCCGAGCCGGGCGGAGUCUCCCGUGGAUGGGCAUUCGCACGAGGUGAAACAAGAGCCCGCACGGAUUCCUUCUCCGCCGAUGAAAACCGGUCGUGAUGCGGCUCUUGAGGGAUUAAACGGCAUCAAUGGAUUGACGUCUUCAACGGGAGCUGUAGCUGGUAAAGCUUCAGGGGUGGUUGACGAGAGCAAAUGGUGUGCACUAUGCGAACGCGACGGCCAUGAGAGCAUUGAUUGUCCGUUUGAAGAGUGA